AUGGCCACUGGCGUGCUCUGCUGUCGAUUGCCUGCUCGGGUUCCAAAAAUUAUUGUUCGCCCACCAGAGAAAAUGAACGUGUUUAGCGGUCUGAUAUUCCUGCUCACAUGCCAGGCCACAGGUAUCCCGACUCCCACAGUGCACUGGUACCGGAACGGGAAGCAGAUUCCAAGAAACAAUUCUCGAUUCUCAAUCCUUACAUCAUUUGACUUACUUGUCACGAUGGCCCGACCACCGGAUACCGGAUUAUACAGUUGUGAAGUUGUUAACAACCAAGGAGUUGAUAUGGCGAGUUCCUUUGUAACAGUUAGAGACUAUACAUCUGGCUGUGCAGACAAAAAGACAGAAGGUUUGCAUAACUACAAGAACAUCCACGCCUGCAAGGGUAAAUGGGAGGGUCACGUGAAGCGUGCCCGUUGGCUGUGUGCCAAGGGAUGGAGCGUGUGUAACCCAAAAGACGCGGAAGCCAUCAAAAAGAUCACGUGGGCAGACAUUUAUGACCUACACGGUUGUUACGCAUACAACGCAGCUAAUCACAAGGGCAAAUGUACCAGAUGUCACAAAGAAAACAUGGCCGGCAUUGGAAGGAAUUGCAGACGCUUACGUUAUUCUAAGAGUUCCUGCUUGGCCAAAGGUAGAAUCGAUGUUUAUCAUCCAAGAAAAACCAGAGGUUGUUCAUAUAUGGCCGGAUAUACGACAGGAGUCUUGUGUUGCAAGCGAAAGAGAGUGAAAUCAGUUCGACCAAAAUGUGAACAUUCUUGUCAAAAUGGAGGAGUAUGUGUUGGUUUCAAUCGGUGCAAAUGUCUUCCCGACUACAAAGGAGCAAACUGUCAAAAUCCCAUUUGCGAACCACGUUGUCCUGUGACGGCCAUUUGUAUCCAACCAGGCAAAUGUCAAUGCAAGCCUGGAUAUACGGGACGCUAUUGUAAACGCAAACAUGAUUGUCACAUGCCAUGUUUUAACGGAGGUCGAUGUAAGAAAGGGAAAUGUGUGUGCCCACCAACGCACUGGGGACAUUCCUGUCAACAUCUGCACCGACACAUACUCCUCAGUUACCUAAAUCGCACAGAAAGAUGA
This is a messenger RNA of Acanthosepion pharaonis, 1077 nucleotides long. The record is from the annotation of a GenBank genome assembly. NCBI's taxonomy places the organism in Eukaryota, Metazoa, Mollusca, Cephalopoda, Sepiida, Sepiidae.